AUGUUGUCCACCACCGACAGCCCAGGUAUGAAGUUGGCAGUGCCGUCCAGCAGCGACACCCGCAGGGGCGCGGGCAAGGCGACGCUGCCGCUCGUGGGCGCGAGGCCGUGGCUGAGGACCCGCAGCAGCGUGAGCUUGCCGCUGUUGCGCGGCCCGCAGAUCGCGUACGCGCGCCCCAGGGGCACCUGUGAGCAUCCAGCUGCUGAGGACCAUUGGCAGCCUGGGGUGGUACUGGAAGCUCACCCGGUCCAGAGCGAUGACUGGCUCGGAGUCGCCCGCCCUGGGAGAGUACUGCCGGGUGUGCCCGCCGGGGCUCUGCACGGCCGCGGGGCACGGAGCGCGGCGGAGGCCCUCCCUGCGGCGAGGCGCCGACUUCAGGUUCAGAUCGGCGCCCUCGUGCUGGGGGGCCCGGCACACAGCGCAGGAGGCCCCGUAGAGCUCGAGCUCGUCCUCGGACAGCCAGAGGAGGUCGCGCAGCGUGCGCAGCACUGCCCCCGAGCGGUUGAACGAGAGCAGCCCGAGGUAGAUCUGCGUCGUCGCGUCCCCGUGCUUGUUCACUAUGGCGACGAGUGCGACGUAGCUGCCGACCGAGAAGGCCCCCUGGCCGCUGUGCGCGCGGUCGGCUGCGGCUAG
Molecule: messenger RNA, 633 nt
Organism: Prorocentrum cordatum
Lineage: Eukaryota; Dinophyceae; Prorocentrales; Prorocentraceae
Source: the annotation of a GenBank genome assembly